Molecule: messenger RNA, 1504 nt
Organism: Notolabrus celidotus (New Zealand spotty)
Lineage: Eukaryota; Metazoa; Chordata; Actinopteri; Labriformes; Labridae
Gene: ppp1r27b
Product: protein phosphatase 1, regulatory subunit 27b
Molecular function (GO): phosphatase binding
Source: RefSeq, a predicted model, not a curated record
CAUGCCCCAAACACACCCCCAUCAGUAAAUCACUUUUAUCCAGCCUGGUGUUUACUAGAAGCCUCCCCACUCCCCUAUCAUCCUUUUUUUGGUAUACUGCCAAUGACUUUAAGUGAGUAGCAUCUGGGUACGUCAGGGCGACAAGAUUUCUGUCUGUCAUGUCUUGGAGACGUGAGCUGUUUGAGAGGUGUGUGACAGGAUCUGACCCCAGGGCUACUCAUCUUCCAAAUCCUGCAUCACGGAUCUGUGAGGUGUCACUUCCUAAAAUAGCCUUACAGAGAGUAUAAAGAGCUCCACAGGGAGCACUGGCCUUCAGAAGAACAGCUCCACAGCUGAUAUCUACACAGGAGAGACAUUGGACAGCAAAGGAGAUUCACUGAGAGACGCUGCCUGAUCUUUCAGAACAAGGACUGAUUUUUAUAGAAAUCUACAAAGAUUUAAUCCUUUUUUUUUCUUUGCAAGAACCAAGGAAAAUCCACCUUAAACCAGUAUGAAGUACCUUCAGAGCCCUGUGUCCCAGACCAUUGGCUGCAACCAAGACUGUGGACUCCCACUAAGCUGCAAGAGCGCAGCUUCUAUGAAGCCAAUGCGCAACGUUCACUUUCCACAUGACAUCGUGUUCCAGGAUGUGCGACAUGGUGAGCUGGAGUGGAUUGGACGUUUUGUCAGAGCAAGGAGAGUCAGCCUGGACACCAUCUACCACUCUGGCAUGGGAGCCAUCCAUGAGGCUGUCCUCUCUGGGAACUUGGAGUGCGUGAAGCUGCUGGUCAAACUUGGAGCAGAUAUCCACCAGAGAGAUGAGGAGCUUUGGACUCCACUGCACAUGGCCUGCAGUGACGGCUUCCCAGAAAUUGCACGCUACCUCCUCUCGGUUGGUGCCGACCCUGAGCUGGAGAACGAGUGCGGAGAGAAGCCAGCUGACCUUAUUGAAUCAGACAACAAGGAGCUGCUGGAGCUCUUUGCACUGACUGUCAAUGGCUAAGAACAUGGAGCUUUUGGAGCCAAGAACUCUUCUGAAUCAUACUGCCCAGUCACCGCACUGUUCUGCAGAUAUGGGCUUCGAACAAGUGGAUCCAGCAAUCCUAGUUUGUGAGCUGCUUCAGCUCUGGAGGUCAAAGACUAAGGAUGUGAGAUGGAAGAGGGGAGCCCUCAGAGCGUGUAGGUUCCCCCCUGAAUGAAGUGGACGUUAGCAAGAAGAGUCCAUCCUCUGAUCACCAGUAGAACAGAUUUAAUGCAACCUGUUAGAGUUCCAGAACUUUUUAUACUGUAGUGAAAUGAAUGAGCCAAGUGUUGAUUUAUGCAGCAUGUUGCUGGGAUUAGGAAGGCUUCUGAAUGUUGUGAAACCUGAAACUGUUGUUGAUGCUCUCUGCUCAUUAGUGCCUGCUGUUGGCUAAAUUUAGCAGAGUCAGACAUCUUUGUGUUGUCUGUCUCAGAAGCUAAUGUGCUUGUGGUUUAUAAAUCAUUACUUCCUGUUUUUUAACCUUCUGUUAACUGAAGCUGAGUA